CGCACCGCGCGCCGCUCCUCUCCGAACAAUGCUCCGCGCCGGAGGGCGGCGCGGCGACCGACGGCGAGGCCCCGGGAGCGCAGCCCCGAGGAAGUCACUCUCGGCCCCACCCCUGCCACCCGCAAGACUACAAGAGCGAGCCGGGCACAAGAUGACACGGCACCCUGAGGGCCCACGAUGCAGCAGUCCAUCCGACUGAACCCUGAGCCCUUGAAGAUGUCAGCGUGCAGCGACUUUGUGGAACACAUCUGGAAGCCCGGGUCCUGCAAGAACUGCUUCUGCCUGCGGAGCGACCACCAGCUGGCGGCCGGCCGGCCCCAGCCCCGAGCAGGCAGCCUGCCCCCCAGGCCCGACAACGGCCGCCUGGAAGAUGACGGCGUGAGCAGCUCGCCCUACUCCAAGCCCACGAUCGCCGUGAAGCCCACCAUGAUGAGCUCGGAGGCCCCCGAUGUGUGGACAGAGGCCGGCGUGAGCACCGAGGUCUCGCAGGUCAUCUGGAGACGAGCCCCCGGCAAGCUGCCCCUGCCCAAGCCGGAAGACGUGCCUGUAGUGUACCUGGGCAGCUUCCGCGGCGUCCCGAAGCCCGUUGGCCCCUGCGCCUCCGCCGAGGGCGGCCCCCGCUGCCCACCUGCCUACGCCGUGGUCGGCCUGCACAGCCUGGAGACCCGGGGGGACAGGAGCCCAGCCUUCCACCCCGUGAGCUUCCCGGACGACAAGGUGGGCCGGGAGGAGAAAGCCGAGCUGCCCUCGGCCCAGGAGAGCUUCCGCCAGAAACUGGCCGCCUUCGCGGGUCUGAGCUCGGGCGGGCCCCGCGGCCCCCGGCCCUGCCCCUCGCCGCCGCCGAGGGGGUCGCUGCCCUCCGAGGACGACAGCGACCAGAGGUGCUCGCCGUCCGGGGACAGCGAGGGCGGCGAGUACUGCUCCAUCCUGGACUGCUGCCCUGGCAGCCCCACGGUGCAGGGCGCCUUGCCCGCCGGAGGGGACUGCUCACCCCCACGCUGGGAGCCCCCCGCCGCCGAGGAGAGGCGGGCCCUGAGCGGUAGCCCGGGCCCUGCUGCCUACCCGCCCCGCCUGGGCCCCAAGAAGCCUUCGCUCACCUCGGAGGCCGCCAGCUCCUCCGAUGGCCUCUCCUGCUGCAGCCGCAGCAGCGGCACCAGCAGCCCCUUCGCUCCCCACCUCGACAGCGAUUACUGCUCCCUGGUGAAGGACCCCGCCCCGCACCAGGACUCAGGCGGCUGCCACGUGACCCCCAGCAGGUGCCUGGGGCCGGCGGGGGAGCCCCAGCCCAGGGAGGCCAUGCGGCCCGAGCCCAUCUAUGCUGAGAGCACCAAGAGGAAGAAGGCCCCUCCAGGCCCUCCGCGAUCCCAGGCCAAGGCAGAGCAGACAGCAGCUGCCCAGGGCCAGGUGCGGGCCAGCGAGGCCAGGGCUCACAAAGCAGCAGCUGGCUGGGGCCGGGACAGGGAAGGCGCAGACAUGGCUCCGCAGGUGGGUGCCACCAUCACGGUCAUGGCAGCCCACCCAGAAGAGGACCACCGGACCAUCUACCUGAGCAGCCCGGACUCAGCGGUGGGCGUGCAGUGGCCGCGGGGGCAUGGCAGUCAGGACUCCGACGUGGGCCAGGAGGAGACUUCAGCCAGGCAAGGCCUGAGCUCCAGGGAAGGCCAUCCACACGAUGCCAGCGAGAGUGGGCCCAAAGGGAGGCCUGCCAUCCCCCCCAAGCUGUCCAAGAGUAGCCCUGGGGGGUCCCCCGUGUCACCAUCCCCCUCCCCACUGGCGGACCUUGGUGAGGGCGGCCUGGGGCCCGCACCUGUAUCCAGAGGCCCUGCUGAGCCUACUCCUUCCUGUCGGACCAAUGGUGCUGCUGCCAGCGACCCUGUCAGGUGCCCGCCACCUGCUGCCACCCCCUCAGCCGUGGACCAGAGGCGGCCCAGGUACCAGCCAGGUGCUUGGAGUCGCCAGUGCCGGAUAGAGGAAGAGGAGGAGGCAGAGCAGGAAUUGCUGAGUCACAGCUGGGGAAGAGAGACAGAAAAUGGCCCCGUGGCCCCUUCCAGCGCCUCCACCUGGCACCGUGUGCACCCCACCGACGGCUCCUCCUCCGGGCAGCACGGCAAAGCCAGCACGGGGAUGAGCAAGUCGGCUUCUUUUGCCUUUGAGUUUCCCAAGGACAGGAGUAGGAUGGAGACUUUCUCACCUCCUCCCCCGCCCCCGAAGUCCAGGCACCUUUUAAAAAUGAACAAGAGCAGCUCUGACUUGGAGAAAGUGAGCCAGGGCUCUGCAGAGAGUCUCAGCCCGUCCUUCAGGGGCGUCCAGGUCAGCUUCACCACCGGCUCCACCGACAGCCUGGCCUCGGACUCCAGGACUGCCAGCGAUGGAGGUCCAUCAUCUGAGCCUGCGCACUCACCCACCAACAACGGGAAGAAGCUCUUCGCUCCCGUCCCGUUCCCCUCGGGCUCCACGGAGGACGUGUCCCCCAGCGGCCCCGCACAGCCACCUCCACUUCCCCAGAAGAAGAUAGUGAGCCGGGCGGCCUCUUCGCCCGACGGCUUCUUCUGGACGCAGGGCUCCCCCAAGCCACGGACUGCAAGCCCCAAGCUGAACCUAAGCCACUCGGAGACCAGCGUCUGCGCUCAGGACGAGUCUCCCUUCAGCUGUCCCUUGAGCGCUGGAGGCCGCCACCAUCAUGUCUUCUCCUCUUCCGAGCCUCUGGAGAAAGCUUUCAAAGGCACUGGGCCCUGGGCGCCAGCACCAGGACUGGCAGGCAGCCAGAGCAACUGCGGGAGCCCGAGCCUGCAAGGCAGAGGGACCCCCUCGGCCUCGUCCUCCCAGCUGAGCGUGUCCAGCCAGGCGUCCGCCGGCAGCAGCCAGCUGCAGCUGCACAGCCUCCUGAGCAGCAUCAGCAGCAAGGAGGGCACCUAUGCCAAGCUGGGGGGGCUCUACACCCAGUCCCUGGCCCGCCUCGUGGCCAAGUGCGAGGACCUCUUCAUGGGCGGCCAGAAGAAAGAGCUGCACUUCAACGAGAACAACUGGUCACUGUUCAAGCUGACUUGUAACAAGCCCUGCUGCGACUCAGGGGAUGCCAUCUAUUACUGCGCCACCUGCUCCGAGGACCCCGGCAGCACCUAUGCUGUGAAAAUCUGCAAGACCCCUGAGCCCAAAGCAGCCUCCUACUGCAGCCCCUCUGUGCCCGUCCACUUCAACAUCCAGCAGGACUGCGGCCACUUUGUGGCCUCGGUGCCGUCCAGCAUGCUGGCCCCUCCCGACGCACCCAAGGACCCUCAGCCGGCCCUGCCCGCGCAGCCCCCAGCCCAGGAGCAGGACUGCGUGGUGGUCAUCACCCGCGAGGUGCCGCACCAGACCGCCUCUGACUUCGUGCGGGACUCAGCCGCCAGCCACCGGGCAGAGCCCGAGGCGUACGAGCGGCGCGUGUGCUUCCUGCUUCUGCAGCUGUGCAAUGGGCUGGAGCAUCUAAAGGAGCACGGGGUCAUCCACCGCGACCUGUGCCUGGAGAACCUGCUGCUGGUGCGCUGUGCGCCGCAGGCCGCCCCCGGCCCCGCCGCCCCACCCACCGCCGCAGCGCCGGGCCAGGCCGCGCCUCCCCGCGCUGGCGCCGCCGCGGCCCCCGCAGCGGGAGCCACCCCGAGCCCGCCGCCGGACGCCCCCGCCUGCCAGGGCGUGCCCGGGGACAAGCAGUUGCCCCGACUGAUCAUCAGCAACUUCCUAAAGGCCAAGCAGAAGCCGGGCGGCUCCACGAACCUGCAGCAGAAGAAGAGCCAGGCCCGGCUGGCCCCCGAGAUCGUGUCGGCCUCCCAGUACCGCAAGUUCGACGAGUUCCAGACGGGCAUCCUCAUCUACGAGCUGCUGCACCAGCCCAACCCGUUCGAGGUGCGCGCGCAGCUGCGGGAGCAGGACUACCGGCAGGAGGACCUCCCGCCGCUGCCGGCCCUGUCGCUCUACUCGCCCGGGCUGCAGCAGCUGGCGCACCUGCUGCUCGAGGCCGACCCCAUCAAGCGCAUCCGCAUCGGCGAGGCCAAGCGCGUGCUGCAGUGCCUGCUGUGGGGGCCCCGGCGCGAGCUGGUGGAGCAGCCGGGCCCCUCGGAGGAGGCGCUGUGCAGCACGCUGCACAACUGGAUCGACAUGAAGCGGGCCCUGAUGAUGAUGAAGUUUGCCGAGAAGGCCGUGGACCGCAGGCGGGGCGUGGAGCUGGAGGACUGGCUCUGCUGCCAGUACCUGGCCUCGGCCGAGCCCCGAGCCGUCUUGCAGUCGCUGAAGCUCCUGCAGCUGCUGUGAGCCCGGCGCCCUCGUCCUGCACUUUGGCUGCUCCUGCUCGCGCGCCUGCCCCGCCCCCGCUGCCCUUGCCUUGUCUUGCAAACAUCUGUGUCUCCCUGGGAAAUGGUACAAACGGCUGUGAUGCUCGGAUGUAAUAUAUAUAUAUAAAAUAUAUAAAUACGGAUGACAAAGGGUGUCCUUGCCUUGACCUUGGCCGUGGCCUCCUCUCCUCACCAAGCUGUCCCCGGUUUUUUCCUGUAAUCACAUGCGUUUCUCGCACAGUGCAAGGUCUGCCAACAGAAUAAAGCCUGGACAUUGGCCUCACUACCCCAAGACGAGAACCCUUCACCCUCCUG
Messenger RNA from Lepus europaeus (European hare), 4622 nucleotides. It is a transcript of the gene PRAG1, whose product is annotated as PEAK1 related, kinase-activating pseudokinase 1. Gene Ontology annotation, biological process: protein phosphorylation. Gene Ontology annotation, molecular function: protein kinase activity; ATP binding. The record is from RefSeq and is a predicted model, not a curated record. Bases 178 to 4287 code for a protein of 1369 amino acids. NCBI's taxonomy places the organism in Eukaryota, Metazoa, Chordata, Mammalia, Lagomorpha, Leporidae. The transcript has 6 exons.